Molecule: messenger RNA, 684 nt
Organism: Rotaria sp. Silwood1
Lineage: Eukaryota; Metazoa; Rotifera; Eurotatoria; Philodinida; Philodinidae
Source: the annotation of a GenBank genome assembly
AUGUCUUCGUUGAAGAAUUAUCUUUGUAAUUUAAUUUUUUUUGCGCCCGCUCCUGAUAGUAAUGAAAGAGAAGAUGAACAACAACGUCUUAGUAAUAUUAUUGCUACUCGAGUUUAUCUUAUUGUUCUUCUAAUAAGUUUAAUUUCAAUUGGUAUAUUUCUAUGGAUAAGUCCUUAUAUGACGACAGUUACAUUGGAAUAUUUAACAAAAGAACAAUUAAAAAGCCUUCCAAUUGGUAUACAAUGUCCUUGUUCUCGUAUAUCAAUAUCAUAUGGUGAAUUUACAUCAUUAGAUCCGAAUUAUCAUCAAAUAUGUUCAAGUGAUUUUAUUAAUGAUCGAUGGAUCAAUGCAAUCUUUACUGGUUCAAAUGUAACUUAUUUUAAUAUAAGAGAUUUUCGAAGUUUUUCUAGUGCUCAAUUUCAAGCAUUAGCUGCAUUUUGUCAUUUAUCAAAAUCUUAUGUACAACAGAGUAUUGAUACAUUUAAUCAAAGUACAUUUAGUAGUUUAUCAGUUUUAUCUGAAUAUGAUCUUCAAAUACAAACUCAAUCAAUUAUUUAUCAAACUCAACAAAUAGUUCCUCAAACUUUUACAAAUCAAUUAGAUUUAAUAAUUCGAAUGACAACAGGAAAUAAAAUUGUAUCGCGAUUACUAACAAAUUAUAUUAUAUCAUAUUAUAAUGGGUGA